CUUUUUUUCCAGGGGUGUCUUGCAUCAGUCCAUUGUAUGUGAGAGGGACCUGAGCUGAGCGAGAGUGAACAGAGAGAAUAGGCAGGCUUGGAUUCUAACAGACUGAACUGGGGACACGGACACUCACAGGAAUACUCCACCGCCUACUCGGAACAAAUGUUUUGAAAGGAUAAACUCUUUAAAAGUUUGAAGACCCUCUCUGUGUGUGUGUGUGUGUGUGUGUGUGUGUGUGUGUGUGUGUGUGUGUGUGUGUGUGUGUGUGUGUGUGUGUGUGUGUGUGUGUGUGUGUGUGUGUGUGUGUGUGUGUGUGUGUGUGUGUGUGUGUGUGUGUGUGUUUGGGAUGAAGCGCCUGUGGGACAAACACUUUCCGUUGCUCAUCCUUCUCUAUCUGGUAGGAGACGUCACCUCACAGGUUAACCCAGGUGUGUGUCGGUACCCUCUGGGGAUGUCAGGAGGGCAGAUUCAGGAUGAAGACAUCACAGCCUCCAGUCAGUGGUCUGAGUCGACUGCUGCUAGAUACGGCAGGUUGGACUUUGAGGAGGGUGAUGGCGCGUGGUGUCCAGAGAGAACGGUGGAACCAGACAGCCUGAAGGAGUUCCUCCAGGUAGACCUGCGCUCCCUCCACUUCAUCACCCUGGUGGGCACCCAGGGCCGCCACGCAGGGGGCAUCGGCAACGAGUUUGCCCAGAUGUACAAGAUCAAAUACAGCCGUGACGGCAGCCGCUGGAUCUCCUGGAGGAACAGGCAAGGCAACCAGGUCAUUGAGGGGAACAGGAAUGCAUAUGACAUCAUGCUGAAGGACCUGGAGCCUCCGAUCAUCGCCCGCUUCGUGAGGUUCAUGCCCGUCUCAGACCACUCUAUGAACGUCUGCAUGAGGGUGGAGCUCUACGGCUGUGAAUGGCUCGACGGUUUGGUGUCCUACAACGCUCCAGCAGGAGAACAGAUGAGUCUAGAGGGCCAGCCUGUCCACUUCAACGACUCGGUGUAUGACGGAGCCGUCAUCCACAGUAUGACGGAGGGCCUGGGCCAGCUGACUGAUGGGAUGUGUGGAUUAGAUGACUUUACCCACAGCCACGUCUACAAUGUGUGGCCUGGCUACGACUACGUAGGCUGGACCAAUGAGAGCUUCCCCAACGGAUACGUGGAGAUCAUGUUCGAGUUCGACCGCACACGCAACUUCACCACCAUGAAGGUGCACUGUAACAACAUGUUCAUGCAGCAUAUCAAGGCAUUCCGCCAGGUUGUGUGUUACUUCCGUUCCGAGGCUGACUGGGAGGCCACGCCCCUUUCCUUCAGCCCUGUGGUGGACGACGUCAAUCCCAGCGCCCGAUUCAUCACUGUCUCUCUGGCCAAUCACAUGGCCAGUGCUAUGAAGUGCCAUUUCUACUUCGCUGACGCCUGGAUGAUGUUUAGCGAAAUCACCUUCCAGUCAGACACAGCCAUGUACAAUACUACCCUGGCUCCACCCAAGACUGGCAGUGGCCCCCCCACCAGCACUCAACCAGGGGAUGACCCCACCCACAAAAUAGACGACAGCAACACCAGAAUUCUGAUUGGCUGCCUGGUGGCCAUCAUCUUCAUCCUCGUCGCCAUCAUCGUCAUCAUCCUCUGGAGGCAGGUCUGGCAAAAGAUGCUGGAGAAGGCCUCGCGGCGGAUGCUGGACGAUGAACUAACUGCUAGUCUGUCACUACAGAGCGAGACAUUCGCCUACAGCCACAACAACCCUUCAUCAUCAUCAUCAUCAUCAGCACCCAGCGAACAGGAGUCUAGCUCCACCUACGAGCGUAUCUUCCCCCUGGGCCCUGACUACCAGGAGCCUUCACGACUGAUACGCAAGCUGCCUGAGUUCUCCCACAGCUCGGAGGAGGCUGCAUUGACCAGCACAGUGGUGGCAGUGACAGCCUCCAAGGCUCCCACGGCAACAUUUUCCCAGGACGGAGUCCCUCACUAUGCCGAGGCAGACGUCGUCAACCUGCAGGGCGUAACUGGGGGCAACACGUACGCGGUCCCUGCUCUAACCAUGGACCUGCUGUCAGGGAAGGACGUGGCGGUGGAAGAGUUCCCCAGGAAACUGCUCACCUUUAAAGAAAAGCUGGGCGAGGGACAGUUUGGAGAGGUCCACCUGUGUGAGGCAGAGGGCAUGCAGGAGUUUAUGGAUGAGGAUUUCUCCUUUGACAUCAGUGACAACCAGCCAGUACUGGUGGCUGUUAAGAUGCUAAGGGCAGACGCUAACAAAAACGCCAGGAACGACUUCCUGAAGGAGAUUAAGAUCAUGUCUCGUCUGAAGGACCCUAACAUCAUCCGUCUGCUGGCUGUGUGUAUCUGCAGUGACCCCCUCUGCAUGAUCACAGAGUACAUGGAGAAUGGAGACCUCAACCAGUUCCUGUCCCGCCAUGAACCUGAGGGACAGCUAGCGCUCAUCAGCAAUGCACCCACUGUCAGCUACAGUAACCUGUGCUACAUGGCCACUCAGAUUGCCUCAGGGAUGAGGUACCUCUCCUCGCUCAACUUUGUCCACAGAGACCUGGCCACGAGGAACUGUCUGGUGGGGAAGAACUACACCAUCAAGAUCGCUGACUUUGGCAUGAGCAGGAACCUGUACAGCGGAGACUACUACCGCAUCCAGGGCCGGGCCGUGUUACCCAUACGAUGGAUGUCCUGGGAAAGCAUACUGCUGGGAAAGUUCACCACAGCCAGUGAUGUGUGGGCAUUUGGGGUGACGCUGUGGGAGACCCUAACCUUCUGUAACGAGCAGCCUUACUCCCAGCUGACUGACGAACAAGUCAUAGAGAACACUGGCGAGUUCUUCAGGGACCAGAAACGACAGGUCUACCUUCCCCAGCCAGUGCUGUGUCCUGACUCUGUGUAUAAGAUCAUGCUGAAUUGUUGGAGGAGGAACACCAAGGAGAGGCCUUCCUUCCAGGACAUCCACCGAGCACUGCUGGAGAGCCAAGCUUAGGGCCAGUACACCUGGGCCAGCACACACACACACACACACACACACAGACAGACAGACAGACAGACAGACAGACAGACAGACAGACAGACAGACAGACAGACAGACAGACAGACAGACAGACAGACAGACAGACAGACAGACAGACAGACAGACAGACAGACAGACAGACAGACAGACAGACAGACAGACAGACAGACGGAUGAAACGCAUCAACAACACAUUACGCAUCCAUCAAAAGUUCAACUCAAUUCAAAUAAUGAUGCACGGAAAAAGAAAUGCAAAAAUUACAAAUGGCUGUCAGAUUGUCUCAGAUAGAGAAGCCAAAGUGAAUUGUAGCAAUACAAGUUUGGUACUUUUAAAAAUGUAUAAUUUAUUCAAAAUGAUACUAUAAAUGAGUGUUCCCACCUUGUUUAAUGUAGUUUAUGGUAUUGGCAUGUCUAUGAAUUAAAUUGUGUUUUCUUUAAGAAGACUGCUUGAAUGUAAAAAAGAAUACAAGUUUCAUUGAUGUCUUAACAAAACAUAAGUGUUCAGUUUGGAGAUUUUUAGUGAAUUUUUAUAUUUGAAAAGGUUAUUCAUCUCAGUCAGUCUGACAGUCUGACAGUUUAUUCAAAGCCAACAGGGAUAAUUAUGUUUUCAUAAAAAUAAUGCAUUAUAAUUAUAAGACUUAAUAUUAUAACAUUAUACCUAUUGGCUUUUGAUUAAGGAGUUACAAGUGAUAAACAAAUUCAUAACAUGGACAUUAACCAAAACUUAAACAUGUCUCAACUGUAGUACUCUGGCAUACACUCUGCUACAGUGCCUGCCAGUGAUAUUUGACCAAGAGUGCUCAGAGACAUCAAUAUGUAUGUACUUCUCAAAUAUUCAUAUUUUGUAUUUAUAUGUAUUGUUUAUUUGUGUGUUCUGUUUGCUUCUUGUUUACAGUACCAGUCAAAAGUUUGGACACACCUACUCGUUCUAGGGUUUAUCUUUAUUUUUAAUAUUUUCUACUUUGUA
Molecule: messenger RNA, 3952 nt
Organism: Oncorhynchus tshawytscha (Chinook salmon)
Lineage: Eukaryota; Metazoa; Chordata; Actinopteri; Salmoniformes; Salmonidae
Product: discoidin domain-containing receptor 2
Exons: 17
Coding region: 341-2959 (872 amino acids)
Biological process (GO): multicellular organism development; positive regulation of kinase activity; protein phosphorylation
Cellular component (GO): membrane; signaling receptor complex
Molecular function (GO): protein tyrosine kinase collagen receptor activity; collagen binding; ATP binding
Source: RefSeq, a predicted model, not a curated record